UUUGUUUUUAGCUGUGAACAAAUAUUGAGUUCAAACAAACAUACUCGAGAACGGCCGAUAAUAUCUAUGUCUACAAACGUCAGAUUUUUGUAUUUUGUUCCACUUCAUAAUAUAGAAAAGCAUGGGGGGGGGGGGUAACAAUACUUAUUUUUUAAACUUUACAAGCAUACAUUUGACAUGAAUGCCAAUUACUUAAAUGGCAAAGAUCAAGGUCACAGUUGAAGGUCAAAUGUGUAUAACUUUUGCAUGCGAACCUCAUUUUUUCCUCGUAUUCAUGUCACACAGCAAGUUGCCGUGUCAGAGCUAUACACCACAUGUGCACAUUUGCCGAAGCUUUAUACGGGGCUGUUAACAUACACAGUGAUUAUUCUUUUAAAGAAGUGGCAAAAACCCUGUGGACUCGUAAAUGACCUUAUCUAUAAAUAUACGGCUGCCCCUUUUAAUCCUCUUCGGUGUGUUUGUCCCUUUCAUAAAUAAACACUCCCGCGGAGAGCUUUGCAAACAACGUCUGACCCCUACAGAGACCCAGAGAAUCGCUUGCGAUUGUUCAACAUUGACUUGUUUGCGUGUUUUUGACAAGCUUCGAGUGCGCCAUCCGGCUCUGUUUGACCACAGCUUAAGUGUUUACACUUGAUAAGAGAGCAUUUAGGGUUCAAGCAGCGUCAAAGGUGUUUACAGCGGUACCAUUUAUGUUCGUAUUUACGCUGCGUUAGUUUCUGCUGUAAACAAAGCCAUUGUGCAUAUACAUUUUAAAUCAGAGAUAUUUCAAAGGAAAGAUGGCGCUAGCAAUAAAAGCAUGGACUCCUCUCGUUUGUGUGUUUUUCGUUUUACGUGGAGCGAUAUGCAAGGUGGAGAUCGAACCGAGCAGCCAGAUUGUUGUGGCGGGCAGCACGGUGGUCUUCUCCUGCGAAUCAGAUGCACCGGGCACACACUCGUGGCUCCGACAAGGGAAGGCGCUCGUACCGGCGGUGGACGGGAUUCAGGCGCGACAGGUCAGCGCCGAUGAGUCGGUGCUCGUGAUCGCACGAGCAGACGCGAGGCGCCACAAAGGUGCGUUCUCGUGCGUCGUGCAGUACGGCAAUGGGAAACGGGAGGAGAAGAGAACGAAACUGGACUUUGUCAAUCCGAACAGGCUCCCAUCGGGGUUCCCGCUUGUGAGACCUCAAAUGGGGAAUUCCGGCUUGAGCGGCGUACCACAAGAGGGACCGGCAACAGUGGAGCUUCGAUGUGCGCUCGAAACCCCGGAAGAGGGUGUGGAUUGGCGCUGGAUUAAGACAGGAAGUGACAACGUGACUACAGUUCUAGAUGAUGAUUCGGAACGUAUUGACGAGGAUGAUGGUAUUUUGCGGAUCAGUCCCGCGGAGACCGGUGACAGCGGAACAUACGUGUGCGUCGCAGACAACAGCCGAGGGAACGCCUAUGGUCCCUCGGCUACCAUCAACAUACAGAUAGAAAAACCCCAACAAUGCAAACUUGAUGGCGAGACUUACCAAAUCGGAGAGACGCGACAGAGCGCCGGUGACCCGUGCAUGACGUGCAUGUGCCUAGAGGGGGCGGUGCUUCGCUGCCGGUCCGUCGGCUGUCGGCCCCAACGGUGUCCCGAGGGGCAAGAGUUCCAUCCGUCAAAUGUUACGUGCUGCGAUGGAGAGUGUCGACCCAAGGUUAUCCCCAAGCCAACCAUCUCGAGACAAGAGGAAGGUUGCAGAGCGGAAAACGGAAGUUUGAUCCCCUACGGAGUCACCUUGCCGUCUGCUGACCCUUGCGUCUCGUGUACGUGUUUCCGCACUUCCGGUCUUCAGUGCCGCGCCGUGGGCUGCGUUCCAAAGAGGUGCCCGUUAGGUCAGGUGUUCCGGAAGUUGGAAGGAAAGUGCUGCGACGGGGAUUGCGUUCCGGAAGGACUCUGCAAAGACAAGGAUGGCCGGUUCACAGUUCGAGAAGGCGACAUCUUCCAGCCGGACGGGAAGCGGCCAUGUGAGGCGUGCGUGUGCCGCGGCGGUGUAGCGGAAAGGUGCACCGAGGCCGUCUGCGAUGAGCCGCCAUGUGCCCGUUACCGACGCCUACCGGAAACAUGCUGUGGAUAUGAGUGUCUAGACGAUGAUAAAACUGAUGAUAACGACGACAUCGGUCGGGUGAAGACGGUCGAUGUCGAUGAUUUGGAUGACCUAUGCGUGGGUUUCGGGGGACAGAAGGUACGAGAAGGCGACAACUAUCAGCCUGGGGCGGACCCGUGCCUCACGUGCAUCUGCGAGGACGGUCGAGCGGCUUUCUGUCGCAGUAUCGCCUGCGCGCCAUCAAACAUGCAGUGCCAAAACCAGACGCGCGUACCCGGAAAGUGUUGCCAGUAUGAGUGCCUCGAUACUCUUAUGAGUGAGGAGAUUGCUAUCGUUCUUGGAGUCCUAUACGUGCGUCAGGUGGGACCGGGUGCCAUCCUUGUCCAGUGGAAGGUACCGGAAGGGUCGGAGGGACUAAUUGAGCGCGGCUCCAACAUGACGGUCUACGUCACUGUGAUGGACGGCCGUAACAGUUACACCAAGGCUCUAGCGGCAGGUCAGGUGCGCUCUUACAUGUACCACGUUAGGGACUACGAGCUGGGCAAGCGGAUGUUGGUGACCGUGAAUGGAACGCUCGGCCGGGCUCCGGAUGUUAAGAUGAUGGUAACCAGGGCCGCGGAGGUCUCGCUCGAUAACAAAGUACGCACCACGCUCAAUCUGAACGAUGCCCUGGGUCACGUGUUCGAGUCACGCGGUUCUGAUCCUUGGGGCGGGUACAGCAUACCCCGUGGGUUCAAACCCGUGGCCCGGUCCUCGAAGGUCAAGAACAUGCUCAACCCGGACAGCUUCCACAGGGUGGAGACUUCUGUCUAUGAUGAGGAACCUUGUCCUCAUAAGGCUUGUGGCCUCGUUCGCUUCUUCCUGUACACGUUGGACGGCGAAGUCACUAACGUGGUGUCCCUUCUCUUCGAAAAUGAUCAGGAUUUCGAAUGGGCAGAGGCACAUCUGUAAAUGAGUACCAGUAUCAUUGUGUCGGAAAUGAUCACGUGUGUAAAAAUGGUCUGAAAUAUGCAUGGUAGCGGUGUAGACCGGAAAGCCACAGAAGAGACAUCGCACGGAUUAUUGUUCGCUAGAACAAAUAGACGUGUAUACUGGUAUUGAGUUCAAGAAGAAUAACUGUUAAAUAUUGCUGAGCAAAUGUAAAAAUAACAACUGAAGUUAUUCGUGGGCAUUGUUGUUAACGUUUGAGACAACGCCAAUUACAUAUUUCCAUAAUUUGUUGAUGUGUAUUUAUACAUUUUGUUUUGAAGUAUAUAUAUCCGUAUAUAUCACUAUUUUGAUAUCAAUUCUGAUACUAAUUAAUACAAUCACGCUGUAAUUAUGUUCGGUUUAUAUCAACUUUGUAUUAGUAUUUAAGCACUUUAUAUGGUAUCGAAUCAUAUUUCUUUUUUCUAAUAAUUAUGUACAUUCUUUAUUGCAAGUAGAUCUACCGGUAUGUUGUAUUGACUUACAUUUUUUUCUUAUAUAAAUAAACUCCUAAAAAACA
Molecule: messenger RNA, 3537 nt
Organism: Dreissena polymorpha
Lineage: Eukaryota; Metazoa; Mollusca; Bivalvia; Myida; Dreissenidae
Exons: 14
Coding region: 777-3002 (741 amino acids)
Cellular component (GO): membrane
Molecular function (GO): protein binding
Source: RefSeq, a predicted model, not a curated record